AUGCACGAGGUGGAUUACACGGGCCCGUUCCCACAGGAAGGCGGAAUUCAAAUUCCGUCGAGACCAGCCUUUCCGAGUAGCGAUACCGCCUCAGAAACAGAAUGCGAGGAGGAGGUCAGGAAUCAACCUGAUGAGACCGUGGAGCGCAGUCAGGAAAGAACCAAAGGUGGCAAGCCCCCAUGGCAGCAGCAGGUUCAACUGCCGAAGCAGAAGAAACCCGGGCCCGCUGCUAUGGUACGGCAUCGUGAACCAGCAAGCCCAGAUCUUCCACAUCCAGCUUUGAGGACCUAUUCGUCCCAGCCCGAAGUGAUCAAACCGGUACUUGCCGUGACAAGCCCCCCGGUCCCGGAUCAUUCCCCCCUGACCACUACCACCGAGACAGUGCAGCAAUCGCCGGCUCUCGACAGUCAAACGCCGUCCUCCAAUGCAAUCCCUGACCAAGAUGCAGGUAAAUACCAUCUCAGGCUGGACGUGGAUAACCAGAGCGACAUUCCGAUGCGCCCCCUGGCGCCGAGCCCACGCCCAGCAGCAGCAAUGCCGGUGCAGGCGAAAAGCGAGACUUCGGGCAUAGCCGAUGACAAUGCCGAACAUGGAGUCGUCCCGGCGGAAGCAUCCGAGUCAGCAGCCUCGACCGAACUGUCCGACUCUGCCGCGUUCCCAACGGCAGUAGAACCACCGAGACCGGCCCAUGCUAGUAGAAGUACACUGCCGCCAGAACGUCCCGCUAGUGGCAGCGCGAUAAAUUUGGACUUGCCCAUUUCUUCCGAGUCUCCUUUAGCUUCAAUGCUGCAACAAUUGCAAUUGACGCGGGCCCGGGUCCGGGGAUAUAUGGGCGCGGUCCGCGCUGGUGAACCAACGGCCCCCUUCCGAGCCUAUGAUGGUGCUGGUGAACCAACAGCCCGCUUCCAUGUCGAUGAUGGUGCUGGUGAACCAGCGGCCCACGUUCAAAAUGAUAGUGCUGCUGGACCUCGUCAGAAGCAGAGUGCGGCCGGUAGAAGUGGGAAUUACAGACCGGCCGGGAAUCCGGGCAUGGCCGGGUCAUCGUCGAGCGACCACCUCGGGCCGAAGCGGGGCAGGAAACCGGGCCGUUCCCUGGGCCAGCCUGGAGAUCCGGGAAGCAGGAGGAAUAGCAGAAGUAGAAGUCGCAGCCGUUCCCCCGCCCGCGUAGAGUUCAAGGUACGGGACGAGCAGCCGCCUCGACAGCCAUCACCGACGGCUCGGGUGGCUGCUCAUCUUCCGCGAAAGCCUUCCGGCGGCGGGGGCGGUAGCCAUGGAAACCCUGGGGGUGGUGGGAAUGGCGGCUCGAGACCCGACCAGAAUAACACAGGUUCAGGUUGCUGCCGUUGCUUGUGGAAGUUGUUGCGUGGAUGGUGUGGGUAA
This is a messenger RNA of Canariomyces notabilis, 1380 nucleotides long. RefSeq lists its product as uncharacterized. The transcript has a single exon. NCBI's taxonomy places the organism in Eukaryota, Fungi, Ascomycota, Sordariomycetes, Sordariales, Chaetomiaceae. The record is from RefSeq and is a predicted model, not a curated record. The coding region runs from base 1 to 1380 and encodes 459 amino acids.